Molecule: messenger RNA, 765 nt
Organism: Penicillium chermesinum
Lineage: Eukaryota; Fungi; Ascomycota; Eurotiomycetes; Eurotiales; Aspergillaceae
Exons: 1
Coding region: 1-765 (254 amino acids)
Source: RefSeq, a predicted model, not a curated record
AUGGAGGAGGUUUUGGAGAGGGAGCGAGACUUCUGCUUGAUCUUCCAUAUAUUCCCUCUUGAGAAGGAAAGAAUUUGGGUUCAGAACAAUUUCAGCCAGUUCAUCACUAAUACGGAUUCGGGAAACCAUGCGGCGUCCAUCAACUCGGUUCAAAAUGGGCUUCUCCUUCAAAGCACCGUACAUGGAUUAUUUGACACCUACUCGAUUUCGGUGAACCCAGAUGAUAAGCUAGCCCGCAAACACGCGCAGGAAAGCUUUUCUGAACCCUUAAUACACCUUAUAGCUGGACUUACGAAUCCUUAUAUUCCUACAGUGCGAGGCACACUGUCUCUACAAGGAAUCGACGGCAAUGUGGGGGAGACGACGUGCAAGAUCAACGCACAAAUGAUUUUUGAUACGGGCGCCGGUUACACCACCGUAGCGGAGGAGCUACUGCCAGAAAGCUUUCGACGCUACCUCCAGGAUCCUAUCCACGAUCCAUAUCGGUCAGCAGAUGGCGUUAUUUGCCAAGUCGAAGCCCAAAUUGCACUCUCGAAUCGGUCUGCGGUCAGCACGUCCAUAGCGUCAAUCACGCCGGCAUCUCGCAUGCCUAAUGGAUUCGUUGGCGUCCUUUUUGGACAAAAUACCUGCAUCAAUCGACUCAACAUUCAGCUGACCCCUAGGAGUGUUCUAAUUGCCAAAGGCGAAGACAUUUCAGACAGCUUCUGGGGGGACAUAACAAUAAGCGAGUAUGUCGACGUAACAGGGGUAAUGAUUCCUCUUUGA